Messenger RNA from Pristis pectinata (smalltooth sawfish), 2828 nucleotides. RefSeq names its product ATPase H+ transporting V0 subunit a2b (gene atp6v0a2b). Lineage: Eukaryota; Metazoa; Chordata; Chondrichthyes; Rhinopristiformes; Pristidae. Gene Ontology annotation, cellular component: vacuolar proton-transporting V-type ATPase complex; vacuolar proton-transporting V-type ATPase, V0 domain; plasma membrane. The record is from RefSeq and is a predicted model, not a curated record. Gene Ontology annotation, molecular function: ATPase binding; proton-transporting ATPase activity, rotational mechanism. Gene Ontology annotation, biological process: proton transmembrane transport; vacuolar acidification. Bases 112 to 2661 code for a protein of 849 amino acids. The transcript is spliced from 20 exons.
GCACCGGGAAGCGCGCCGUGGGCCGGACGCUGCUCGGUGCCGCCUCCCUGCUGGGCCUGCUGACGCGGAGCUGCCGGGCGCUGGGCCCGUGUGUGGGCUGAAGGCCGGAGGAUGGACGCGGUGUUCCGCAGUGAGGAGAUGUGCCUGGCCCAGCUCUUCCUGCAGGCCGCCUCGGCCUACGACUGCGUCAGCGAGCUGGGGGAGGCCGGCCUGGUGGAGUUCCGAGACCUCAAUCCUAAUGUGACCACCUUUCAGCGCAAGUUUGUCAGUGAGAUGAGGAGAUGUGAGGAAAUGGAGAAGACUCUAGGUUACUUGUUGCAAGAAAUUAAAAGGGCAGAUAUAACUCUGAUGGAUGGUGAAGUGAAUCCUGUUGCCCCGCUGCCGAAGCAUGUUUUAAAGAUACAAGAACAACUGCAGCAGCUGGAGGCAGAGCUGAGAGAGGUGACUAAAAACAAGGAGACUCUGAAGAGGAAUUUUCUCGAGCUUACUGAGUAUAAUCACAUGCUGAGAGUAACCCAGGACUUCGUGAAAAGAACCUCGGAACUCGAUCUCUUGUCCCAAGCUCAAUAUGAAGAGUUUCCUUCUUUGGACAAAGAACAGCUUAUGGAUUAUACAAAUAUGCAGCGACUUGGAGCUAAAUUAGGAUUCAUAGCUGGAGUGAUUCACCCGUGGAAGGUUGGACCAUUUGAGCGGAUGCUUUGGCGAGUUUGCAAGGGUUAUACAAUCCUGACUUACGAAGAGUUAGAGAUUCCUCUCGAAGAUCCAGACUCUGGCGAGAAUGUAAAAUGGGUCGUGUUUUUAGUGUCGUACUGGGGCGAGCAGAUUGGCCACAAGGUGAAGAAGAUAUGUGAUUGUUAUCACUGCCAUGUCUACCCCUACCCAAACACAAACCAGGAGAGGAUGGACAUUGUGGCUGGCCUCAACACUCGAAUCCAAGACCUCCACACUGUAUUGUAUAGAACUGAGGAAUAUCUGCAGCAAGUUUUAUUGAACGCAUCUGAAUCCAUCCACACCUGGCUGGUUCAGGUGAAGAAAAUGAAAGCCAUCUACCAUAUUCUGAACCUCUGCAGUUUUGAUGUCACCAAUAAGUGUCUGAUUGCUGAGGUCUGGUGUCCGGUGGCUGAUCUGUCCAAGGUUCGCCAAGCUUUGGAAGAAGGAUCUAGGAAAAGCAGUGCCACUGUUCCAUCGUUUGUGAACCGGAUACCCACAGCAGACACUCCCCCAACACUCAUCCGCACAAAUAAAUUCACUUCUGGAUUUCAAAAUAUUGUAGAUGCUUAUGGAGUUGGAAACUACCAGGAAGUUAACCCAGGUCCUUACACCAUUGUCACCUUUCCUUUCCUGUUUGCGGUGAUGUUCGGAGACUUUGGGCAUGGUUUGAUCAUGACUGUGUUUGCACUAUGGAUGGUGCUGUCUGAAAACAACUCGAAACUGAGGCGCACGAGGAAUGAGAUCUGGAACACAUUUUUUGAUGGUCGUUACAUCAUCCUGAUGAUGGGAAUAUUUACUUUGUACACUGGCCUUAUCUACAACGACUGCUUUUCAAAGUCAUUGAAUAUAUUUGGGUCUGGAUGGAGUGUCAAGAAUAUGUUUGUGAAUGAAAGUAGGAUGUUUAUUGAAGUUGAGCAUAAUCAGUUCUUAGGCUUGGAUCCUAAUGUUACUGGUGUUUUCAAAGGACCUUAUCCUUUUGGCAUUGAUCCAAUUUGGAACUUAGCAAGUAAUCGUCUCAGCUUUCUGAAUUCAUUUAAAAUGAAAAUGUCGGUUAUCCUUGGUAUUACCCACAUGACAUUUGGAGUCGUUCUGGGAGUCUUCAAUCAUUUGCACUUUAAGAAUAAUUCUAACGUCUACCUGGUAUUUCUUCCGGAGUUAGUCUUCAUGAUAUCUCUCUUUGGAUACCUUGUGUUUAUGAUCAUUUAUAAAUGGUUGGCCUAUUCUGCUGCAAACUCGGAUCUGGCUCCAAGCAUCCUGAUUCAUUUCAUCAACAUGUUUGUGAUGCAAAGUAAUGAAAAUAUACAACUUUACCCUGGGCAGAAAGGAUUCCAAGUGUUCUUGGUCGUGGUUGCUCUGUUAUCUGUUCCAGUUUUGCUGCUUGGGAAACCUGGGUAUUUGUACUGGAAGCACCAUGGAGGAAGGAGCUUUGGGACAUACAGAAAAGGUUACACACUUGUACGAAGAGGAAGUGAAGAAGAGAUGUCACUACUGAGAGCUCAUGAAAUGGAACAGGGAGAUAACCAUUCAAACCAUUCAGGACAUGCAGAUGGAACUGAACAGGAGUUCAAUUUUGGUGAUAUUUUCAUGCAUCAAGCUAUUCACACCAUAGAGUAUUGUCUGGGCUGUGUGUCUAACACUGCCUCAUAUUUGCGGCUUUGGGCUCUCAGCCUGGCUCAUGCUCAGCUGUCUGAGGUCCUGUGGGGGAUGGUGCUGCACAUGGGUCUUCGAAUGGACAGUGAUUUCGGUUCCUUGUUAUUGUUCCCCGUCUUUGGCCUCUUUGCAGUUCUUACUGUCGCCAUUCUGCUCAUUAUGGAGGGGCUCUCAGCAUUCCUUCACGCUCUCCGAUUGCAUUGGGUGGAAUUUCAAAACAAGUUCUACAAUGGCAAUGGAUACAAAUUUUCUCCAUUCUCCUUCGAGCUGCUUACUCGUAACUUUGAUGACUUUGUCUAGAAUCGUGCUACGUGCAUGUGGAUUUCACGAGUGUCAGUGGCAUGAUCAUGUGACACUCAUGGCUUCUCAUGGCAAAUAUUUUGCACUGAAUGCCUUACCAAAUAAUACAUCAGUUUCCCUGCUAAAGAUUGAUGAAUACUUGUAUUGAAAUCUCAGGUACUUACAAA